This is a messenger RNA of Pochonia chlamydosporia 170, 1044 nucleotides long. Its product is annotated as alpha/beta hydrolase fold family protein. The coding region runs from base 1 to 1044 and encodes 347 amino acids. NCBI's taxonomy places the organism in Eukaryota, Fungi, Ascomycota, Sordariomycetes, Hypocreales, Clavicipitaceae. The transcript has a single exon. The record is from RefSeq and is a predicted model, not a curated record.
AUGAGACGGCCAUUCUUCACGCUAACCACACGAUUCAUCUCAGCAACACCACCAGCUCAUCGCAACCCAUAUGCCAUCCUCAUCCGCCAGUACUCCAACACCACCACCAAGCACACACAAUCGCUUUCUCUCCCCGAUGGCCGAACGCUAGGCUUUUCAGAAUUCGGCGCCAGAAAUGGCUACCCGGUCAUCUUCUUCCACGGCUUCCCGUCGUCGCGCCUCGAAGCAAUAUACAUUGACAGCAUGGCACGCCGUCAAAACCUUCGCCUCAUCACACCUGACCGCCCCGGCUUCGGCAUCUCGACACCCCAGCCAAACAGGAGAAUAACUGACUGGCCAGCCGAUGUGAAAUCACUGGCCAGCCACUUGGGCCUCUCGCGGUUCGCCAUUCUCGGCGGCUCAGGCGGAGGACCCUACGCGGUCGCCUGUGCCCACGCUCUACCUCGGGAGACCAUGUCCGCGGUGGGAUUGCUAGCUAGUGCGCCCCCGUGGGAAGCAGGCACGCGGGAUGUUACGAGGACAAGGAGAGUUAUGCAUAGGAUUGCAACGAACUGGCCUGGCUUUAUGCGCGUGUCUUCAGAUAUACUGAUUGCAGCGACACGAUGGGCGGCCUAUUCCCGUGUUGGCAGGGCCCUUGUGAAUAAGAUGCUGGAGAAGAGCAACGAGGCUGCUGCCGCGAAACCAAAUCCCUUCAAGAGCGACAAUGACGUGGAGUUGUCGGUGGAUGAGCAGCGAGAGCAGUUGCUUGGAUUUUUGUUUGAAGCGUUUGCCCAGGGAUCAGGGGCGUUUGCGCAUGAGACUAUGAUACUGACGCAUCCUUGGGGUAUUAGGUUUGAGGAUGUAAAGUAUGAUAAAAUUCAGAUAUGGCAUGGGAGUAAGGAUGUUAAUGCGCCCAUUUCAAUGAUUCGAUACUUGGCGGAGCGGUUGCCGCACGCGGAGCUACUGGAGUAUGAGGAUACGCAUUUCUCGGUGGUGCAGCAUUUGGAGGGUAUUUUGGGAGAGUUGGUGCCGGAUGAGGAGAAGAAGAGGUGGAAAGGUGAUUGA